AUGUCCCAACUUGUGUUCUCCGUGCUGACCCCCGAUGCUGCUGCCGCCUCCUAUGCUGGCAAUGCCAAGAGAACACCCGCUCCAACGACGCUCCGUGGCCCAAGCAUCAAAUCCGUUGUGCCUUUUGAAAAGCUGAUUGUAUCAGAGGCACAGAAAGCAGAUCUACAGUCAAUGUACACACCUCGCAGCCCGACAACCACUCUGGAGGACAAGAUUUUUGAUAGCACAGUACUUGCAGACCAAGCAGCAGCCUUCGAGCUUUUGGAACGCAUCAAAUUGAAUCUGGACACACAAAAAAGUGUACAUAAUCGAUGGGCACAGGUUUGGAGCACAGCCAAGUCAGGCAAGACACGUCGCAUCCUCUACCAAUGUACGUCAGGUUAUGAUCAUACAAAGCUCUCGAAGAAGGCACCUGGCAAGGAGGAGAGGCGCGUUCCCACUCGAUUCACAGGAUGCCUUGCUCAUGUAGAGCUCACAACACGCGACGACUACAUUCUACGCAUCCGUGGUCAUUUCCGACACUGCGAAGAGUGUCUUGACGCACCAAUUGAACGCCUUCCCCCUAUUCCUGUACACAAGUCACCUCAGUUACCACCGCCAUCACCCGGUUGCACCCCCGCGGGGGUCCUCCUGGGUACCCUCAGACGUAGCUCUGAGGGUACCUAA
Molecule: messenger RNA, 666 nt
Organism: Mycena citricolor
Lineage: Eukaryota; Fungi; Basidiomycota; Agaricomycetes; Agaricales; Mycenaceae
Source: the annotation of a GenBank genome assembly